AUGAGUGAGAUCCUUCUCGUCUUCUCUCGCUCUCUCUCACCGUCUUACAAAACUGCCGUCUCAGAUCCUCUCUCAAACCGCCGUUUGAGAUCGCAUGCGACCAUCUCAGAUCCGUCUCGUGUUCCUCCUUCGUCCGCCGUCUCAGAUCCUUUCUUUCAAAACCGCCGUGUCAAAUCCUUCCUUUCAAUCGGUAAAGUUGUAUAUGGAUUUGGAAGAAUGAUUAGCAUCAUUGGGCAAGAACGGUUUCAGACAAUCAGCUCUGGUGAGUUCGUUCAUCUGUAUAUUGAUCUGUACACUUGUUAUAAAUUCUAUAAGACUCUAGUUUGA
This is a messenger RNA of Arabis nemorensis, 327 nucleotides long. Lineage: Eukaryota; Viridiplantae; Streptophyta; Magnoliopsida; Brassicales; Brassicaceae. The record is from the annotation of a GenBank genome assembly.